Messenger RNA from Phoenix dactylifera (date palm), 2926 nucleotides. RefSeq names its product type I inositol polyphosphate 5-phosphatase 8-like. Gene Ontology annotation, molecular function: phosphatidylinositol-4,5-bisphosphate 5-phosphatase activity; inositol-polyphosphate 5-phosphatase activity; phosphatidylinositol-3,4,5-trisphosphate 5-phosphatase activity. Lineage: Eukaryota; Viridiplantae; Streptophyta; Magnoliopsida; Arecales; Arecaceae. Gene Ontology annotation, biological process: phosphatidylinositol dephosphorylation. The record is from RefSeq and is a predicted model, not a curated record.
AGUACGGCGAGCGCCAAUCGAGUCUCUUAUUUGUCUUUUCAAUCAGUUUGGUUUCUACCCCUGUUAUCUCAAUUCUUUUUGGAAGAAAGAAGGUCUCUUUCUUGUUUAUUUGUCUCUCCGUGAGGCCUUCCGAUCUGCAUUUAUGUCUGUAGUGUUCUGGGAGAAAUGCGAAACGAGGCGGCAAUGCAGAUCUUGAUGAGGAGGAUUGCUUGUGGCACUGUAUUGAGUUCCUAAGCGUGAGGUCUGGGGUUUAAGGGAUCUUUUAUGGCUUGCUAUGGUUUCAUUCUCGGUUCUGGAUCUCAUGGACCAGAACAAAUGGAGGUGUCUUCAAUCCGUAUCGAAAAAAACUGCUUUUAGUGACGCCACUCGUUCAGUAGUUGACUGAGAAGUCUGAUUUAACGACACAGAGAUCUUUUCUUCCCUGGGUCACAUGGUAGGGUUCUCUGUCUCGUUUCUCCAUCACAGGCUUUCUCUUUCACCGUUAGUCGUUACGAGAACUUGUACUGCUACCUCGGGGAGGGAUAUUAUCUCCAGCGCAAGAGUCGACAAAAGGUGUUCCUCUUUCUCGUCGGAAACAUGAGAACAGAGCCCGGUAGAAUUCCCAAGUCAUCCUCUUGGCCGAAGACGGUGGUGAGGAAAUGGUUCAACCUAAAGAGCGCGAAGUUCCAUUCCGACUGCAGCAGAGAGAGAUUGGGAGGAGGGGUACAGGAAAGAAGAAGGAAGAGCUGUUCGGACAAGGACGGCAGCCUUCGUAUGAGAAGGGAUUUUUCAGGUGGGUGGUUGGUGGAAAGCUCCGAAAAUCUUAAACCGCCCCGAUUCGGAGCUGAUACGACAGUCGGUUCUUCACCUCCUGCUACAAAUCUCAGGAUGUUCGUGGGGACGUGGAACGUUGGAGGAAGAGCGCCCCACGGGGGGCUCAACUUGAAAGAUUGGCUUAUGAGCACGCCUCUCCCCGCCGACAUCUAUGUCCUCGGGUUCCAGGAGAUCGUCCCAUUGAACGCCGGCAACGUGUUGGGCGCCGAGGACAAGGGCCCCGCCUACAGGUGGCUCUCCCUCAUUCGCCAAGCCCUCAAGGGCCCCACACUCGCCCGUAACUCCGAGCCGGCUCAGAAGCCGAGGGUCAGCUUCUCGGAUCUCCUCUUCAUGGAGGACGACGAGGGAGGAUACGAGGAGGAGGGAGGAGGAUACGACGAGGAACCGCUCGACUCUUCUCUGAGCGGCCACUGCCUCGCGGCGAGCAAGCAGAUGGUGGGGAUUUUCCUGUGCGUGUGGGUCCGGGCGGCGCUCAUGCCGCACGUGUCCAGCGUCAAAGUCUCCUGCGUGGGGAGGGGCAUCAUGGGCUACAUGGGAAAUAAGGGAUCGAUUUCAAUCAGCAUGACUCUCCGGAGGACCACGUUCUGCUUCGUUUGCACUCAUUUAGCAUCAGGAGAGAAGGACGGCGAUGAGGUGCGGAGGAACUCGGAUGUCAUGGAGAUUCUCAAGAGGACUAGAUUCCCUCGGUCUCAUGGAUUUUCCGGUCCGGGGGCAGCGUCACCGGAAACCAUCUUGGAACACGACAAGAUUAUAUGGCUCGGAGAUCUUAACUAUCGACUGGCUACGAGCUGCAGCGACACACAUGAACUGCUGCAGAGGAACGACUGGGAAGCCCUGCUGGAGAAAGAUCAACUUAGGAUUGAGCAGAGAGCCGGUCGCGUAUUUGCUGGAUGGGAGGAAGGGAGAAUAUUUUUCCCUCCGACUUAUAAAUAUUUGGCUAAUUCUGACGUUUAUGCCGUCAACCCCACCAAAUCUAGAGAGAAGAGACGCACUCCGGCUUGGUGCGACCGGAUACUGUGGCGAGGGAAGGGGAUGAAGCAGAUAUGGUACGUGAGAGGGGAGUCGCGCUUCUCCGACCACAGGCCCGUCUACUCCCUGUUCUCCGUACAGCUGGACGACCACGUGGUCGAAGCUGAGCAAGACCGGGACGGCGCAAGUAACGACCAAAGCAAGGACCUCGCGAGAACCAGCACAACCGCACCCAAUGAUCCCAACGCUAGUAGCGGCAGCAGUUCGUCGUCGUCAUCAUGGGGGAAGGUCGAGGCAGAAGAGCUGCUCCUCCUAAGCAGGACACAAAGCUGUUUGGAGGCAUCCAGAUUCUGACCAGUGACCACCACCAACUCCAUAUUUUACUCUCUCUUUUUUUAACACACAAGAAUCUCAUUCUUUUCUUCAACAACUAGCAAAGCAAAAAGGAAGGAACACCAGCAGCAGCAGCAGCAGCAGUAGCAGCAGCAUUAGAAGGAAGAAGACGAAAAGACAAGAUAGGGAAAGCAAAGACUGCUCCUUGAAAAGCGAAGGUUCGUUUUAGCCGCUGCGGGGGCGUGCCCUGUUCUCUGUUUUUUUUGUUUUUUUUUUCUCUCUUCCUCGGUGGGUAGCAGCAGCAGCAGCAGCAGCAGCCAGCAGCAGCCUUUGGUUUCUUGUAGCUGGUGUCCUUUGAUUCGGUUAGCCAAUUAGCCCAAAUCCGCGUGCCGGGUGUGGGGCGCGUGCGCGGCAGCCUUGGUCACGUGCACAGAGUCGGAGAGCAGUGGCAUGAGAAAUGUUUGUUAAAAAUGGUUUUGGGAGUUUAAUUAUGGCAGCCACCAACCGAAGUGACAGGACUGUGAUGAUGGUCAAGCGAGGGGGAAAGAGGGCUUCCAAAAUGGACAAAUGUGAUAGGUUAGGUGACAGCUUUUCUCGUUUUUGUUCUUUCUUUUUUGAUUUUAGGUCUGUUGGGUGGGGUAGCUAAAUGAAGAGUAUGUUUUGUUUGUAUUUUCAUUCCUUUGAUUUAUUGUAUUUGUUUUGGCACUAUACAUUGUUUUGUUCGAAAAGAUACAAGGGAAUACCUUGAUCUCUUUUCUUUGGAGAGAGAGAAUGGAUGGUCUGCACCUUUUGAAGGUGCAUAGCUUUUGUU